AUGCCCGUCUUCGACGCCAGGGACAUCAUCUCCUGGGCGCCAGGCGACAAUGCCACAGACACCGUCAUUGGGGGCAUCCACUUCAACCUGACCGCCCUCGAGCACUGGAACUUCACCCUCUACUCCAACGGCACCCUGUCCAAUGGCUCCCGCUGCCUGCUCACCUUCGGCGACUACACUCCCAAAUAUGUCUUCCCCAACGGCACCUUCCUCAACACCACCUCCUGCUACUCGCCCAUCAUGCCCAUAUCCACGCGCGGCUUCAUCAGCAUCGGCCUGGCCGUCCUCUUCGGCAUCGCCCUGAUGUUCACCCUCAUCUGUCUUCGCAGGCACGGCCGCAUGUUCCUGCCCACGGAGAAGCGAUUCAGACCAGUCGGCAGGAGGUGGCAGUGGUAUUGGAUGAUCGCAAUGUGCGCCACCGGCUUCAUCAGCCUCAUCACCAACAUCGACGUCGACCGCUACUUCCUCCCCGAGAUCCCCAUCGUCCUCACCUCCUUCUUCUGGUUCCUUAUGAACCUGUGUACAUUGGCCGCCGUGUGGGAGGCUGUCAGGCACUGGGGCAGUUGGCAGGAGAGGCAGUACAUCGAUCCCGACCCCUUCCGCCUCAAGAUGGACGACAAGAGGGCAAAGUUUGAAUUCUGGGUGCCCCUGUUCUUCUAUCUCUGGUGGUGGCUCGACUUCUUCAUGGGUAUCCCUCGCAACUGGGGCAGCCUGGAAUUGCAGCGCUCCGUCGAGCAGACCUGGGCCAGGGCCGCGCCCGGCGCAACCGACGCCCGCCUCAAGGCUGCGGCCUUCCUGCUGCUCAUGUGCUGGCUGACCACUGUCUACCAUCUCCGCCAUUCUAUCAAGCACUACAAGGAGCGCAACAGGGGCAUCUUCAACCGGGCUGUCGGCUUUGUCAGGUUCACCCCAUACCGCUUUAUGCUCAUCAUGCCCCUCGCCCUCUCCGUUGUCGCCUACCAGGCACUUUCUGCGUGGAAGUUUGAGUACUCAGUCAUGGACGUCACAGGAGACAACGUCCCCACUUUUGUCGGCGGAUACGCUCCGGCGCUGUUGAUCAUGCUCGUGCAGAUCGUCGCUGGCUUCCUCAAUCCGAAUGAGGACCGAGAGCUCAUCCGUCAGCGUCGUAUCCGUGGGGCCGCGGCGGAUCGUGAGUUGGGUGUCGUCCACAAACCCGCCUGGUGGAAGCGCAUCAAUGGCGAGGCGCGAGACGGCGAGACUAUGCGCGAAAGGAUCGCGCGGAAUGUGCGUGAGGUCGGUGGUGGCCGAGCUACAGCCAAGAACAUCGAUCAGAUACACGAGGUUCGCACGAGGGAGGCAGAGGCCGCCAGCGCCCCGACAGAUAUCGAGAUGGGCCAAGUACGACGCACCACCUCAAACGCCGGCGGCGUCGGGGCUGUUCGACCAUCACCAGGCGUCACCACGUACUCCGGCAGCAACGACCGCCGCCGAUCAGAACAAGCCAUGCAGACCGUAGCGGGCCUGUUAUUCCCCAGCUCCGGCAAUGCGCAGGGCUUCGUUGAUCGGGUGAGCUACAUCUCCGCGGACGGCCCGCCCCCGCCGCCGUAUGCGGAUUUACAUGGGCAGCAGCAGCAGCAAGAACGGGGUCGGCAGCGCAGCGACGAGGCGGCUGCAACCGGAAUCACAGCCGCACGGCCUGCUACCGUCGAGCGGAGCGCGAGCGCAAAUACUAGUAACUCCCUCGCGUCACCGCCGCAGCAGAUCAAGAGCAUGCUGGAUGUAUAG
Diaporthe amygdali is the source of this 1746-nucleotide messenger RNA. RefSeq lists its product as uncharacterized. NCBI's taxonomy places the organism in Eukaryota, Fungi, Ascomycota, Sordariomycetes, Diaporthales, Diaporthaceae. The record is from RefSeq and is a predicted model, not a curated record. The transcript has a single exon. The coding region runs from base 1 to 1746 and encodes 581 amino acids.